AUGGCAUCCAAUAGGGAUAGCGAACAUUGGCAUCCUGCAGCGGAACAGAAGCAUGCAGAGCCAGCUUCAUCUUUCUUCGCAGUGCACCUUGCACCGCACAUUGCAUCACAAGGAAGCCAGGCGCACCAUCUGACACGGGAGACAUUUUCGCAACUGCGCCAGGAGCUUCUAGGCGGCAGAUAUAGGCAGCUACGGCUCGAUGACAGCGUCACUGAUGUCAACAAGUUAGUUUGCGUUGUCCUCAAGGCCGGUCUAGAACCCAACUGGAAGGAAGAUGGCCUUAACAGAAAAGACUUUAAGAGCCAGAUUACAGACUGCUUGGACAUCAUCCAGGCUGCUGUCGAGAAGGCCCCACAGUGUCUAACUGAAUUCGCAGACCCUGAAAUCCUGGGAAAGGGCAUACGUGCGCCAUUAUUUGCCUGGCUAGUUUUGCGAUUGAUCGACUUGUUCAAUGCCUGGAAUUGUGAAGAUGUACAGAAAAAAAUCGGUGAUAUUUUUUUAAGCAUAGUUUACUCCCAAUCAAAGCAAGUUCGACCAUGGCCUAAUGGCCUUUCUGUCCCGGCGUUUUUGCGUGCUUGCACAGCAGAUAUCUUGCAGUAUCUCGAAAGCCUAGGUGUUUUGGAGCUGAAGCAUUUCAGUACGGCCAUACUCUCUGUUCCAGCGCUAGGAGAAUCUUUUUUAGGAAGCCUAAACAGGCUUGGUUAUCCCUGCAGGCUUUCCGACCAUAGUAUGACGCUCGGGACAUUUCCACAAGCUGUCAGCUUGCUACUCCUACUGCUAGAUAUCUUUGUUCCGAACUCAGAGACUGAUAUCCACGCGAACAAAAAUGACUCUUUGGUACGGCUGAACCGCAUGUGGGCUCUGAACGGAUACUGGCGCUUGUGGAAAGUCGUUUUUUUUUGGCUAAGAAGCUCUCCAUCGGAUAUGCAUCAAUGUGCGAUUCCUGCGUCUCUGCAAUUCCUAGCCUCUGUCCAGAAUCGUUGCAACAAGGAAUUGCCUCUAUCAGCCCCUGUGCCAUCGAAAACAGAGUUCACAUACGUAUGGCUUCAAUCCUUGACGGAAUUACUCACGCUAGACUGUUUAAACAAACUGCCUGCCCUCCAUCUCGGAUUGAGCCAAUCUUUACGUGGUCUCGCGGAAUGUUUGGGACACUCAGAGACAUUCGUCACUUGUAUGGAAGACCUCCUUCUGCCAGUAUUGGUAGAUGUCAAAAAUGAUGUUGCCUUUGACAGUCUGGAACUAUGUCUCCAAAUGACCAUACAAGAUGUCCUGGAAAGCUCUUCACAUCCAAACUUGCAGCGUCUCCAAGUUAAGCGAAAUAAUCGCAGUUUCAGUAAAAUGAAUAUUUCGGGCUCCUCCGUUGAGAUUCAAAGACUGAGCGUUACAUGUGAAGCGACAGAUCCAAAGGACGAGACUCGUGCAGCAAAGCGUCUUUGCCUUUCACGAGACUUGAUCAAGCACGAGGACUGGAAUCCACUACAGCAGCUUCUAACCAGAUCUUUCAUAUUGCUGCGUUCAGAGAGCUCUAAGGGAAUACAGGAUCUAGGUGCUGCUGUCUCUGACUCAUUUGCUGGACUUUCCGAAGAGGACAAGUGCAAGAUACUGGAGACUCUAGGCAGGAUUUCAUGCGCUAUUGCCGGGGGCUUGAGCAGAAGACCCUCCGGUAUCACAACCGAUGCUGAAAUGUUGUGUAAUGUCUGUGAUAAUGAAGAUUACGAAAAUAAUGCACCAUCAAACAUGCAACGUUCUAGCUAUGAUAGCCUACGGGAGGCACUGACCGUCAUUCUAUCUCAACUCACUCGCGCUUCAAGCCCUAGGGUAGCUGCAAUGGUCGCAUUAAGGAGGCUGUUAAUGCAUGAUUCCACCUCCAAUCAAAUGCAACUAGCUUCGUCUGUUUUCGGGGAGUUCUGUCUGAAUUCGCUUCGAAGUUCAAUAAGAGAGCUUCGAUUGGUCACUGGGCAUUCAGUAGCGGCUUUUGUCCGUACAGGCACAGGCUCCGAAACUCGCCGGAGUAACUUCGUCAUUGUUCUAGAGUGGCUGAAGAACCUCUCCGAGAAGAAUGAAAUCUCACUACAGGAGACUUGCAUUUUAACCUUGUGUCGUCUUGCAUGUUUCUCUGGAGAUGAGGAAAUGAAUAUAAUACUCCUUCGCUUGUUGGAGUACCUGGGCCACUCGAACCCCUUCAUCUGUGCAGUGACGCAUACAGAACUUUCAAAACUUGCCCAAGAUCUUUCUGUGACACCUACCGGUUUAUUUCGACCUUUUUGGAGAACUAUCUCUAUAACAGUUGUCAAGAAUUUCCAAUCCCGCCCAUACAUGGCAGAGCAACUCUGUGAUCUGCUUGGAAUGAAAGUGGAUGAUUUCCUCAGGUUGACUGAAGUGCACAUUUUGCCGUACCUGGUGCUGACCCGAAAACGUGAUCUUAUUUGCAAGGUUGCUGCUACCUACAAGAACACUAAGUCCCCUUUCGAUAUCUGUUCGGAAAAGAAUAACCUAGCAGCGAUCCUUGCUUUUCUCUUGAGUCAGCCCUCGUCAGACCCGGAGGGAAUGAUAAUGACACUGUUAGCCGAAGUAGACCCCAGCUUUAAAGGUCGCACCCUGGCGGAACUGGUACGAACGGAGCCAAUUCUGAUUGCUUGCGAUCUUCUGAAGGGGCUCGGAGACUCUGGCGAUGUGAAGGGUGAAAGAUAUCACCGCGCACUUCGUGUUCUAGCAGCUUUAGUGCCUCGAAAAUGCACUUCUCGGAAUGCCGCGUCCAAGAGAUCGAGCUCGCUGGGUCAUUUCAUCGAGGAGCAUGUUCUCGGUAUAAUCACCCAAUUCGCAAAUGCUGUCAAUGACUUUCAAGUCAGGCAGUCGCUUGUGGAGAAGAAGAGAAACAUUGUGGCUAUCGGGGAAAUGAUCAAAAUUGCCGGAGGUCACGUAGGCAGUGCAUUACCGCAGGUAUGA
Monascus purpureus is the source of this 2946-nucleotide messenger RNA. NCBI's taxonomy places the organism in Eukaryota, Fungi, Ascomycota, Eurotiomycetes, Eurotiales, Aspergillaceae. The record is from the annotation of a GenBank genome assembly.